UCCGCCAGGCCGGGCCCGGAGCCGCCGCCGCCGCCAUGGGCGGGCACCUGAGCCGGCGCUACCUGUGGGACGCCGAGGCCGAGCCCGACCCGCUGCACAUGCCGUCCUUCCCCGCCGAGCUGGGCAUGCCGGCCCGCCGGCCGCGCGUGAUGGUGGCCUCGGCGUCGCAGCUCUCGGAUGCCCGCGUGCCCCUGGAGCAGAGGGAUUUCUGCGGGCACCACCUGGUGCGGCUGCUGCGGUGCCAGCGGGACAACUUCCCUGUGCCCUGGGGGUGCCACGCGCUGCGCCACGCCUGGGACAGCUGCCAGCACGAGGACUAUGUGAUGCGCAUGAAGGAGUUUGAGCGCGAGCGGCGCCUGCGGCUGCGGCAGCAACGGCUGAGGAAGCGACACGGGGACAGCGAGGACAGCGAGUGACAAACGGGGACAGCGAGUGACAAACAGUGACACCAUGGGGGCAGCGGGGACAGCGAGUGACAAACGGGGACAGCGGGGACACCAAGUGACACUGCGGGGACACCACGGGCACAGCGAGUGACAAACGGGGACAGCGGGGACAGCAAGUGACAAACGGGGACAGCAGGACAGCGAGUGACACCAUGGGGGCAGCGGGGACAGUGAGUGACACUGCGGGGACACCACGGGGACAGUGAGUGACACUACGGGGACACUGCGGGGACACCAGGGACAGUGAGUGACAAACAGUGACACCACGGGGACAGCGGGGACAGCGAGUGACAAACAGGGACAGUGGGACAGCGGGGACAGCGAGUGACAUUGGGGGCAGCGAGGGACACACGGCACAGUGGAGACGAGUGACAACGAGCGACAGCGAGGACUCCAAGUAACACCUGAGUGACCCUGGGGACACUCAGUGACACCCAAGUGACACCGGGGACAGCGAGUGACACUGAGUGACACCUGAGUGACACCCAAGUGACAUCUGGGACACCGAGUGACACCUGAGUGACACUGGGGACACCACGGUGACACCAAGUGACGCAACACCGAGUGACGUCUGGGACACUGAGUGGCACCCGAGUGACACCCAGGGACAUCAAGUGACAUCUGGGACACCGCGGUGACAGCAAGUGACACUGGCAACACCUGAGUGACACCAAGUGACACCCGAGGAACCAAGUGACACCCUGGUGACGGUGACACGAGGCCACCUCACACAGCAGGGCUGUCAAAUGACACCGAGUGACACAGAGUGACAACUGAGUGACACCCGAGGAACCGAGUGACACCCGAUGACGCCGAGUGACACCGAGUGACAGUGACACCAGGGACACCGUGGUGAGACCAAGUGACAUGUGGGAUUCCGAGUGACACCCGAGGACCCGAGUGACACCUGGUGACACUGAGUGACACCAAGUGACACCUGAGUGACACUGGAAACAUCACCGAGUGACACAGGAUGACACCCCAGUGAUGGUGACACGAGGCCACCCCCCAAUAAAGCUGUCAGGUGA
Melospiza melodia melodia is the source of this 1474-nucleotide messenger RNA. It is a transcript of the gene NDUFB7, whose product is annotated as NADH:ubiquinone oxidoreductase subunit B7. Bases 36 to 416 code for a protein of 126 amino acids. NCBI's taxonomy places the organism in Eukaryota, Metazoa, Chordata, Aves, Passeriformes, Passerellidae. The record is from RefSeq and is a predicted model, not a curated record. The transcript has 3 exons. Gene Ontology annotation, cellular component: mitochondrion.